CUCUCUGGAGCUGCUGGUUCGGUACCCGCUCUGGGUUUCCCCUUCGAGCUGCUGGUUCGGUGCAUGCACCGCCUCUGGGUUCAGUGACAUUCCCCGAAAGCUGCCGGCGGCCGCCUGACUGAAGUCUGCUUAUCCGCUCGCAGACUCACGUCACUGGAGGAGUUUUCCGGGGGAGGAAAGAUGGCAACUGCGGAGUACAGCCUGAAGAGAGUGGUGUGGCAGAAGAUCAAGAAACUUGUCUUAGAUGACUGCAUGGAAGAAGAAUGGAAGAUACUUAUUUUGGACCAUUACACCACAAAACUUCUUUCAUCUUGCUGCAAGGUGUCCACCCUUAUGGCUGAAAAAAUCAGUGUUGUUGAAGACCUGCACAAAAACCGUGAGCCAGUUCCAGACAUGAAGGCUAUCUACUUCAUUACUCCAACAGAAAAGUCUGUAGAUGCACUGAUAAAUGACUUCAAGAAAAAACACAAGUAUAAAGCAGCUUAUGUUUACUUCACUGACUAUUGUCCUGAUAAUCUCUUCAGUCAGUUAAAAACUACAUGCUCAAAACCCAUAAAACGUUGCAAAGAAGUUAAUGUUUCCUUUCUUUCAUAUGAAUCUCAGGUAUUCAUCUUUGACAUUCCUGAUGCAUUUUACUCUAUUUAUAGUCCAGCAUCAAAAGAUAAAAAUACUAUUAUGGAAAUGAUGGCAGAGAAAAUUGCAACAGUGUGUGCAACUUUGGAUGAAAAUCCGGGUGUCCGAUACAGAAAGGAACGUGGAAAUGAUUACAGUUUUACUGAAAAUAAUGCUGAGUAUCUUGCACAUCUGGUAGAAGAAAAGCUGGCAGAACAUUACAAACUAGCUGAGGACAGCAAUAUAAAGGGUAAAACACAGUCACAGCUUCUGAUAAUCGAUCGUGGCUUUGAUCCAGUAUCAACAAUCUUGCAUGAGCUAACCUUUCAAGCCAUGGCUUAUGACCUGAUUCCAAUUGAAAAUAAUAUUUAUAGGUAUCAAAUAAAAGAUGAGUCGACAUCCAAAGAGGCUCUUUUGGAUGAGGAUGACACACUCUGGAUAAACUUGCGGCAUUUACAUAUUGCAGAAGUUGGCGAGAAAAUACCCAAACUGGUAAAGGAACUUACCCAAAGCAGCAAAGCAACAGAAGGAAAACUUACUGUAAGUUCUUUAUCUCAAAUGAUGAAGAAGUUGCCUGCUUUCCGAAAACAAAAGGCUAAGCAAACAGUCCACCUGACUCUUGCUGAAGAUUGUAUGAAACGUUUCCACGGGAUAGUAGAGAAACUAUGCAAGGCCGAACAGGACCUGGCUGUUGGAACUGAUGCACAAAGCCAGAAAAUUAAGGACCCCAUGAGAAUCAUUCUGCCUUUUCUGCUGGACAAGUCUAUUGGAGAUUAUGACAAAUUAAGGAUCAUCUUGCUCUAUAUCUUCCAUGUAAAUGGAACGACAGAAGAGAAUCUCGGCAAGCUCAUCCAGCAUGGAAGAGUUGCAGAAAACCGUGACAUCAUUGAAAAUUGGAAAUUUCUUGAUGUACCCAUCCUCUCUUCUAAUUCCCAGCAGCGUAAACCUGUGCGGAAGGAUCGUAGUGCUGAGGAGAGCUACCAGCUUUCCAGGUGGACUCCAUUCAUUAAAGAUAUCAUGGAGGAUUCCAUUGCCAACAAGCUUGAUUCCCUUGAUUGGCCUCAUUGCUCAGGUUGCAGUGCUGCUUGGAAUGGCUCAGGAGCUGUAAGUGCUCGACAGGGGAACAAAAGCAAUCUCCCAGAUGACCGCAGAGGUGGUUUAAAACUAAUUAUAUUUGUAAUAGGAGGUAUGACGUAUUCAGAAAUGCGCUGUGCUUAUGAAGUUUCUAAGGCCAGUAAGUUUUGUGAAGUCAUUAUUGGGUCAACUCAUAUUCUUACACCCACAGGAUUACUAGAUGAUCUGAAGAAAUUGAACAAGUAAAAGUACCACAUACGAGUUAAAGUCAGCCACUUAUGUCAAUUUCACUUAACAUGAAUGACAAGAACUUAACAUUCAUGCAAUGAACCUUAGUCUAAAGUAUUUUGAUAAAUGAAGUACACAGCUUGUAUUGACCAGUCCAAGAAAUCUAAUGUAAUUACAAUAUUAAUACUGUAAAUGAAUCCUCUGGGAGGGUCAAUAUUUGGCGAAGAGUAUUUCUGCUUUAGACUUACUGGCUGUAAUUCAAUGAGGAUAUUGCACUCUGAUCCAUAAUUGGCUAACUGUUUGUGUAUUUUUAAAAUGAUGACUACAUUGAGGUCUUUUCAGAAAUUAAUGUUGGUUGUAGGCCUUGUAUAUUUUACAGCCAUGUUUUGAAUAUAUUGCCCAUAAUAUAUAUGCCUAACAUAGGAUUUGAAUAAAACUGUAACAUUUUCGACAUAUAGUUAUAAAAAAAAUCUUAUGUUCUAUCUAAUAUUGCAAUGUAAAUGCUUUUGCAAAAGCCUUAAAGCCUUAUAAAAACUAGGAAUGUACUUUGGGUUUUAAAUCAGUAAACAUUCUUUUAAAAGGAUUAAAUUACACAAAUUUGUCAUGUAAACAAAAUUUGGUUGCAUUCUGAAAUACUACUUCAGUGUAGUGGCAGAAUAAUUGGUAUGGUCUUUUGCUACAAAAGUACCUGUAAGCUAUAAAGUUGUGCCAUUCUGUUUCUGUACAAUGCAAUGCAUAUCUCACCCUUCAGGUGCUAAUCCAGUAAGGUGCCACCUAAUCUGUGCAGUUUUCUUUUCCUGAGCUGUGCCAAUGUGACUCGUGUGUAGAUCCAAAAUAAGAGAGCGGGGAGAUUCUGGCUAUGUAUUGAAACUAUUUGCAUAGGCCUAUUACAACUGCCAUUUUUUGUUUAGCAGUGAAAUAUUAGUAAUUGGAAUAUUUUCUGCAUUUUGUUAUACAAAAUGCUAACUACCAAGCAAAACAUAAAAAGUUUUGAAUCCACUAUGUGUCUUGUGACAAGCUAAUAAAUUAAACACUGCGAAGAGGCAA
Molecule: messenger RNA, 2961 nt
Organism: Pristis pectinata (smalltooth sawfish)
Lineage: Eukaryota; Metazoa; Chordata; Chondrichthyes; Rhinopristiformes; Pristidae
Gene: stxbp3
Product: syntaxin binding protein 3
Exons: 19
Coding region: 181-1932 (583 amino acids)
Biological process (GO): intracellular protein transport; vesicle-mediated transport; neurotransmitter secretion
Cellular component (GO): secretory granule; plasma membrane
Molecular function (GO): syntaxin binding
Source: RefSeq, a predicted model, not a curated record